AUGGUUCAAGAUCCAGCCUCCUCCAAUGCGGCCAUAACGGCGAUUGUCAUCGUUCCGGGCUCCUUCUCACCCGCAUCGUUCUAUACCAACGUAGUCGACGCGCUCCACGCACACGGGUACGAAGCUAUUGUGCAAACCCUUCCUUCCUCGUCCCGCUCACCCCUCAACGACGAGAGGCCCGCGACCAUGGAAGAAGAUGCGGACCUCUUCCGCCAAAUCGUCCAGGAUCUCGCGGAUCAGGGAAAAGACGUUGUUAUUGUGACGCACUCGUAUGGAGGCAUCCCGGGGACGGAGUGCUCAAGGGAACUCUCGAAGGCGAAGAGAAGAGCGAUUGGCAAGGAGGGUGGGAUUUCGAGAUUCGUAUAUGUAACCUCGGUGGUGCCCACGCCAGGCAACUCGUUGAAAGACCUUAUGGGAGACCUGGUUCCGUCUUUUCUCCAAGUCGAGGGCGAUUUCAUGAGCCACGUCAUCGAAGAGAGUGCAAAAUUGACGUUCUCGGACUUGCCGUUUGAAGAAGCAAAGGAGUGGGUGAAAAGGAUGCCAUACCACUCGGCUCUUAGCUUUGACGGCAAGCUCACGUACCCCGGGUACAAUCAUAUUCCGGUCUCGUUCAUCAUUUGCGAGAAGGACGUGAUUCUACCACCGGAAUUUCAGCGCUCCGUGAUCGACGGCAUUGAGCGGGAGAGUGGCAAGAAGGUAGACGUGCAUAUGUUGAAUACCGGACACUGUCCCAAUGCGAGUGCUCCGGAGGAUCUUGCAAGCGUCAUCAUCAAGGCAGUACUGACAGCGGCUUGA
Messenger RNA from Cladophialophora bantiana CBS 173.52, 795 nucleotides. RefSeq lists its product as uncharacterized. The record is from RefSeq and is a predicted model, not a curated record. Bases 1 to 795 code for a protein of 264 amino acids. Lineage: Eukaryota; Fungi; Ascomycota; Eurotiomycetes; Chaetothyriales; Herpotrichiellaceae. The transcript is spliced from 2 exons.